Schistosoma haematobium is the source of this 1713-nucleotide messenger RNA. RefSeq names its product Mortality factor 4-like protein 2, variant 3. The transcript has 8 exons. Lineage: Eukaryota; Metazoa; Platyhelminthes; Trematoda; Strigeidida; Schistosomatidae. The record is from RefSeq and is a predicted model, not a curated record. Gene Ontology annotation, cellular component: nucleus; NuA4 histone acetyltransferase complex. The coding region runs from base 48 to 668 and encodes 206 amino acids. Gene Ontology annotation, biological process: regulation of DNA-templated transcription; chromatin organization.
AAAAGUUUUAGGUAGUGUAUGCCGCUUAUUUCAACUUUCGCGUUACUAUGUCAAAUGUAGAUUUGAAACCAAAGUAUGAACCAGGUGAAAAACUUCUUUGCUUCCAUGGACCUCUUAUGUAUGAAGCCAAGUGUCUGGAUGUCAAAGUGAAAGAAGAUGGAGUGAUGUAUUUUGUACACUACCAAGGUUGGAAUAAGAAUUGGGAUGAGUGGGUAACUGACAAGCGUAUGUUCAAGUAUAACGAAGAGGGUUUAAAGAAACAGAAGGAGUUGGAACGGCAAAUAAGGUCUGGAAAAGUCAAAGUCUUAAGAAAAUCCGACUUAAAGUCACAAUCUUUACCACCUCCGGAAGUUUUAAAGGAUGUAGAGCGGACACUGAAGCCUGGUCAUUUAAAACAAGGUUGUACUUUCUGGGUUACUUCACUUACUGUUCUUAUAGAAGAGGAGAGUCCUAAAGCGAAGCAGUCUAAAAGUAACAGUGAAGCAGAUCAAAAACCAAUCACACCUGUGACGACAGAAGUAAAGGAGAGUGAAGAUGUCAAGGCACCUUCAAAGCCUCCUGAAGAAUCUAACGGUGUAUUCAACAUUACUACUGUAUCAAGCAGAAGAAGAAAAAGUCGGGCGACGUCAGGAAUAAAAUCUAUCGAGAAUGUAAAUCUGAAAAGCUAAAUUUUUGAAGUCAGGAGUUUUUUUUCGUGAUUUUUUGGAACAUUUUUAGAACAACUCAGUCUGUUCAGAACGUUAACUUAUGCCUUAUGUUUUGAUUCUCCGUACACUUCCUAGACCCAUAGCUCUGCGAUUCUGAUUCAUGUGAUAAUAAACCCAGUGUUAACGAAGCUGAAUUUUCAAAUAUCUCACUCAUCAGUCAGUACAUCUGCAAUGAAAUAAGUUCUGUCUCUUGCAGUAUGAAUCAGGUUCCGAAUAAAAUUCAUAUAUUCUUAGCAUUCGGCAGAUUCAUGUUAAUUGCCGAGACAGACUAUGUCUCUUUCUGUUGUGUGCAGAUACCUAUCUAACCUUCCUCUUAUUAUCUUGUUAGGAUGACAGUUUACUUUCAAAGCCACAACUAAUGGUAUCUAUACCUCCAUCUUUAAAGGCAUGGCUCGUGGAUGACUGGGACUUGAUUACUCGUCAAGCUCGUCUUUACGAGCUUCCUGCUUCCCAACCAAUAUCCACUCUUUUGUCUGACUUCUUAGAAAGUGCUGAAAUCGAGGUGAAAUCUGAACCCACUUCUGAACCUCAAAAUUCUCAACAUAAUAUAAAUCCUGCAAUAAGACCUGAUUUAAGACGUGAAUUUCUCGCUGGGAUUCAGCAUUACUUUAAUUUGAUUAUCGGCUCUCAUCUCCUAUAUAAAUUUGAACGGUUACAAUAUGCUGAACUUUUAAAACGUCACACAGAUAAGAGAAUGUCAGAUAUUUAUGGUUCAAUUCACUUAUUAAGGCUAUUUGUUAAGCUUCGGGACAUGGUUUCUUGUACCAAAGUCGAUGUAAAUAGUCUGCCUGUUCUAGAAGCAUUGGUCAACGAAUUCUUGCAAUUUUUAAGACAGAAUGAAGGUCGUUACUUCCGUCUUGAAGAUUACACUGUAGCGACGGCAGAAUAUCAGCGGAGAGCAAUGUGCUGAAUACAUAUUAUUCUCAUCUACUCUUUGGAAAUAUGUAUAUCUUCACAACUUGUAUAAUAUUGUUAAUAUAUUAUAAAUCGUUUUAAUUUUUCGAAA